Messenger RNA from Prosopis cineraria, 1868 nucleotides. RefSeq names its product actin-related protein 2/3 complex subunit 2A-like. Gene Ontology annotation, biological process: actin filament polymerization; Arp2/3 complex-mediated actin nucleation. Gene Ontology annotation, cellular component: Arp2/3 protein complex; actin cytoskeleton. NCBI's taxonomy places the organism in Eukaryota, Viridiplantae, Streptophyta, Magnoliopsida, Fabales, Fabaceae. The coding region runs from base 155 to 1297 and encodes 380 amino acids. The transcript has 10 exons. The record is from RefSeq and is a predicted model, not a curated record. Gene Ontology annotation, molecular function: structural constituent of cytoskeleton; actin filament binding.
GCACUUGGAGCUCUCAGUCAUUCUCCCUUUUCAAUUUUGAUAGCGGUCUGAAUCCCAAACGUCAAGGAAAGAAUCCCCUGGCUGUUGCUCUCUGCUCUUUUCCGUACCUGAUUGGAGCACCCACAUUUGAUUUCGAUUUUGCCGAAGGAAAUCGAUGAUACUUUUGCAGUCUCAUUCAAGGUUUCUGCUUCAGACCUUGAUGAAUCGGGUUCAACAUUGCUUUUUGGAAGGCUAUUUAGGUUUCAUAUGCGUUGAAAUGAAGAUUUUAUUGAAUCCAAGUCUUGAAAAAGGUGUUGAACUGGACUACCACUGGUUUGAGUUUGAUGAUUUUCGAUAUCAUAUUCAGGUGACUAUAAAGAAUCCACAUAUUUUGUUGUUAUCGGUAUCCUUGCCUAUCCCUCCUCCAGAAACAAUUUUCUUGGGUGGACUUCCUUUUGGAGCCAUAGAAGCAAUAAAAGCUGCAUAUGGCACGCUUGUACAAAUACUUGAUCCUCCAAGGGAUGGCUUUAACCUCACAUUAAAAAUAAAUCUUUCUAAGCUUCCAACGAAUCAAGAUCAAAGAUAUGCUUUUUUGCUGAAAGUUGCAUCGGUUAGGGAGGUGGUACUAGGUGCACCACUGAGAGUAAUUCUAAAACAUCUCGCUACAAGAACUGUUGCUCCUGACUUGAGUCCACUUGUUGCCCUUGUGCAUCGCCCAAAUGAGUCUUUCUUUCUUGUUCCUCAGGCUGAUAAGGUGAUUGUGGUGUAUCCUAUGAGAUUCAACGAUUCCAUAGACAUUGUUCUCGCAACUUCCUUCUUGCAGGAAUUUGUGGAAGCUAGGCGGACAGGUGGGCUAUAUAAUGCCCCUCCUUGUUCAUGGUCUCUUUCUCCUCCAUCAGAACUGAAAGAAGCACCGGCUCAUGCAUUAUCAGCAAAUGCAGGAUUUGUGACAUUUGGUUCUUAUUUUGAAAAAUACUUUUGUUUGUUUAUUUACGUCAUUCAUUUGCUGCUUUCACCACAAUAUGUGUUCGACUCUGCAGUUAUCCUUCCUCGUCAUGUACAAGGCCAGAAAUUGGAUCGUACAGUCUGGAAUUUAUCAACUUUUCACGCAUAUGUUAGCUAUCAUGUUAAGUGCUCUGAAGGAUUUAUGCAUACACGGAUGCGGCGUCGAGUGGAGACCUUGAUUCAGACACUGGAUCGUGCAAAACCAGAUUUUGAGGAUUCCAAGAUAACAUCACAGACCCGAUCCUUCAAACGUCUGAGCCUCAAGGAUUCAAAGUCAAGCAACAACUCAUUUUCAAAAGGUGAAGCUCGAUGAGAAAGCAGCCGUAUGAUUAUUUUAGGUCAAACAAUGAGAAUCCAAGGAAUUGCUGGUACAUUUUUUGAACUAGGGUCUCCAACGUGCCUUUCUGUAAUUUUUUUUUUCUGGUAAUGUCCCAACAUUGCAAUUUCAUUUUUCAUUUUUCUUUGAAUUAUUGGCUUUUAUAUAAAAUAAAGUACAUUUUGAUAUUUUGAAGUUUCAAAAUGAUGAAAUUUUGUAUUUUUUACGUUUUUCAAAAAUAUGAUAUAAUUAUGAUAUUUUUCUUUAAAAAAUCAUAAAUAAUACAAAAAUUUAUCGUUUUGGGACUUUAAGAUAUCAAAAUGUUUUUAAUUUUAUGUAGAAGUUAAUGAUCUAAAAAAAAAAAAAUUGGUAAUUUGGAGCAUUACAAAGAAUAUUGAAAAACAUACAUUUGAUGCCUCUAGUCCAUAUUUUUGUGGGCUGCCAGAUGCUUGUAACUAGAUGCUAUGCUUCCUAGUGGAUUCAUACAUUUCAUAUCUAGAAUGUUUCAGAUAAUUGUAAUUUAUUCCUGUGAGUACGAGACAAGAUAAUUGACUAACUGAAUUAGUCA